Messenger RNA from Lampris incognitus (smalleye Pacific opah), 1447 nucleotides. RefSeq names its product methylthioadenosine phosphorylase (gene mtap). Lineage: Eukaryota; Metazoa; Chordata; Actinopteri; Lampriformes; Lampridae. Gene Ontology annotation, cellular component: cytosol. The record is from RefSeq and is a predicted model, not a curated record. Gene Ontology annotation, biological process: nucleoside metabolic process. The coding region runs from base 139 to 981 and encodes 280 amino acids. Gene Ontology annotation, molecular function: S-methyl-5-thioadenosine phosphorylase activity. The transcript has 8 exons.
UACCCGAUGUUCAACGGGAAGAUGAAAUAACAGUUAUGAAAACGUGUUUCAUUCCGCUGCACACCUGACAAGCAGCCUGGACGUUAGCUGCUAACUUCCUCUUUCACAAUUUGGCUCAGGAUUUAACGCAACCACUAAAUGGCUUCCGAUAUGCACAUUAAGAUUGGGAUCAUUGGAGGUUCAGGCCUCGAUGAUCCGGAUAUCUUGGAAGGAAGGACCGAGCGUUACGUUGACACGCCAUAUGGAAAGCCCUCGGAUGCUCUCAUAGUGGGGAAGAUAAAAAACGUUGAAUGUGUGCUCCUUGCAAGGCAUGGGAGACAGCAUACAAUAAUGCCAUCCAAUGUGAACUACCAGGCCAACAUCUGGGCACUGAAGGAGGAGGGCUGCACACAUCUGUUGGUCACCACAGCCUGUGGUUCCCUUAGGGAGGAGAUCCAGCCAGGAGACAUUGUGAUCAUAGAUCAGUUCAUUGACAGGACUACCAAGAGGGCUCAAACACUGUAUGAUGGACAGCCCACUAGUCUUCCAGGCGUGUGUCACAUUCCCAUGGCAGAGCCUUUCUGCAAUAGAACCAGAGAGGCGUUGGUGGAGGUUGCGCGAAGCCUGGGGAUCAAGUGCCAUGCACGAGGCACCAUGCUGUCUAUUGAGGGGCCUCGCUUUUCCUCACGGGCUGAGAGCCUGAUGUUCCGCCAAUGGGGUGCUGAUGUCAUCAAUAUGACCACCGUGCCAGAGGUGGUACUGGCUAAGGAGGCUGGUCUGUGUUAUGCCAGUAUUGCCAUGGCCACUGACUACGACUGCUGGAAGGAACAUGAGGAAGCUGUCUGUGUUGACAAUGUAUUGAAGACGAUGAAGGAGAAUGCCAACAAAGCCAGUAGUAUCCUGCUCACCAUAAUACCUCAGAUCUGUCAGAUGGACUGGAGUCCCACGAUAAAGGCAUUGAAAUCAACCGCACAAUCUUCUGUAAUGCUUCCAAAACACUGAGUACAGUAGACUUGUAAUUUAGUAUGAAAUGAUAUGACUCCUAAACCUGAAACCAUCACAACCAUCACCAACUUGGACAAUGGAUUUGUCCAUCUCUGCCUGUGGAUUUGUCAUCAAUUACAAGAAAGUGCCUGACACGUAAUGCAUGUCUUCUGAGUCCUCAAUUGGAUUUUCUUUUUUUCUUUGAAUAUGGAAACAAAUGAUUAAAAAAAAAGUGUAUUAUAAUACUGGACACCCUUUUACAGGUAAACAUUCACCAUCACUCUAGCGUGAUUCAUUGGGCGCUCCAGCCCACCACUUCUUCCAAGAUGCCAAACCAUUUUGACAGAUUAACAAAGGUUGUAAUGUCUAGAUUUAAGGUCUUUUAGGUCUCACACAUACUCUAUAUAUUAUUUUUCAUGUGUGACUACUAUAUAUAUAUAUAUAUAUAUAUAUAUAUAUAUAUAUAUAUAUAUAUAUAUAUGUA